Pseudozyma flocculosa PF-1 is the source of this 1407-nucleotide messenger RNA. RefSeq lists its product as uncharacterized. Bases 1 to 1407 code for a protein of 468 amino acids. Lineage: Eukaryota; Fungi; Basidiomycota; Ustilaginomycetes; Ustilaginales; Ustilaginaceae. The record is from RefSeq and is a predicted model, not a curated record. The transcript has a single exon. Gene Ontology annotation, biological process: antibiotic biosynthetic process. Gene Ontology annotation, molecular function: 3-dehydroquinate synthase activity.
AUGGCUUGCUGCGGAGGUGCUGCGUCUUCGGACAUGAACGCCAUCGUUUCCGAGGUCCCCGCGACCAGGAACGCCACUGGCCCCGGCUACCACGUCAAGGGCAAGGAGGACCUCAACUACACCUACAGCUUCGUCGACAACGUCUUCGACCAGCAGAAGGAGGACCUCGCUACCUACUUCCAGAAGUGGGGACGCGUCCUCGUCAUCCUCGACGAGAACCUCAACGAGCUCUACGGCUCCGCCAUCAACGCCUACUUCGGCUCCCACAACAUUAAGCCCACCCUUCACGUUUUCAAGGGCGGCGAGCUGCACAAGACCAUGGACACCAUGCUCUCGUUUGUCGACGCCAUGGACUCGUUCGGUCUGAUCCGCAAGGAGCCCGUCCUCGUCGUCGGCGGUGGUCUCGCCUCGGACGUCGUUGGCUACGCGUGCGCCUCGUACCGCCGCAGCACCAACUACGUCCGCGUCGGCACUACCCUCAUUGCUCUGAUCGACGCCGCCAUCUCGAUCAAGGUCGGCAUCAACCACAAGAAGCUCAAGAACCGCCUGGGUGCCUACCACGCCCCCAUGCACACCUUCCUCGACUUUGACUUCCUCAAGACGCUCCCCAUCGGCCAGACCCGCAACGGUACCGCCGAGCUCGUCAAGAUCCUCCACUGCGCCGACCCGCACACCUGGAAGAUGCUCGUCAAGUACGGCGAGGACCUCGUCAACACCGCCUACGGCCGUAACGCCACCGGCCCCGGUGCCAAGGAGCUCAAGGAGGCUGCCGACACCAUCUGCCGCAACGCCAUCAAGCUCAUGCUCGACCUCGAGAGUCCCAACCUGCACGAGAUUGGCCUGGACCGCAUCAUUGCCAACGGACACGGCAUCUCGCCCACCCUCGAGCUGGCUCCCUUCCCCCCGCUCAGGCACGGCCACGCCGUCUGCACCGACAUGGCCUACUGCGUCACCCUUGCCCACCACCGUGGCCUGAUCUCGGCCGAGGAGCGCGACGAGUGGUUCGGCCUUGCCGGCCGCAUCGGUCUCACGGUCGACCACCCCAUGCUCACCCCCGAGCUGCUCCUCGAGGCCAACGAGGCCAUCAAGAAGACCCGUGACGGCCUCCAGCGCUUCGUCGUCCCCAAGACGAUGGGCAAGUGCGUCUUCCUCAACGACAUCAGCGACGAGGAGUUUGUCAAGGUGCUCGACAUCCACAAGAGCUACGUCCAACAGAUUGGCCGCGGCAAUGGUGUCGGCCUCGACGCCUACGCCGAUGCCGGUGACCUCGGCGCUGACCCCGAGCAGCUCCUCAAGGAGAAGAAGCGCGAGGCCGCCGCCAUCCAGCAGAAGAAGGACGUCCCCAACGGCAAGGCGGUCAACCUCGCUGCCGGCGUUCCCCAGUCCGCCCAGGCUGUUGCCGCAUGA